AUGCAAGAGCCGGGGGCCAACUGCAGCGAGAGCCGGCGGCUGCAGCGCCUCCUGGGCCGGCUGUGGCAGGAGCUGCGCGGCGGCGUCGGGGGUCCCGGCCCCAGCGCUUCUUCCAGGCCCGCCGCGCCCCCGCCGGGCGAGGACGACGCCUACCUGUACAUCCUGCUGAUCAUGAUCUUCUACGGCUGCCUGGCCGGCGGCCUGAUCCUGGCUUACACGCGCUCGCGCAAGCUGGAGUCCAAGCACGACCCCUACCACCUCUACAUCGAGAGCGACUGGGCGGCGGGCAAGGGGGUCCCCGCCAGCCCGGGCGAGCGCAGCAGCAGCGGAGAGAGCGAGCCUCUGUGA
Molecule: messenger RNA, 348 nt
Organism: Protobothrops mucrosquamatus (brown spotted pit viper)
Lineage: Eukaryota; Metazoa; Chordata; Lepidosauria; Squamata; Viperidae
Gene: KCNE5
Product: potassium voltage-gated channel subfamily E regulatory subunit 5
Exons: 1
Coding region: 1-348 (115 amino acids)
Biological process (GO): negative regulation of delayed rectifier potassium channel activity; regulation of ventricular cardiac muscle cell membrane repolarization; potassium ion export across plasma membrane
Cellular component (GO): membrane
Molecular function (GO): delayed rectifier potassium channel activity; transmembrane transporter binding; potassium channel regulator activity
Source: RefSeq, a predicted model, not a curated record